Messenger RNA from Phytophthora sojae, 390 nucleotides. RefSeq lists its product as hypothetical. The transcript has a single exon. NCBI's taxonomy places the organism in Eukaryota, Oomycota, Peronosporomycetes, Peronosporales, Peronosporaceae. Gene Ontology annotation, cellular component: nucleus; chromatin. Gene Ontology annotation, molecular function: protein binding; histone H3K36 methyltransferase activity. The record is from RefSeq and is a predicted model, not a curated record. The annotation marks the transcript as partial. Gene Ontology annotation, biological process: regulation of DNA-templated transcription.
GGUAUAGGAGUGAGGACCUUGGAAGAUAUACCCCGGAAUCACUUUAUUGAAUAUGUGGGUGAGCUGAUAAGUGAGUACGAUAAACUCUGCGUUCCUGACGGGAGAUACCUGAUCGAGUUGGUGGUCAACGCGGAUAACCCAGAUGCCUCCGUCUACAUCUACCCAGACAAGUUCGGAAAUAUCGCGAAGUUCAUCAACCACAGUUGUGCUCCCAACUGCACAGCCAUGCUCGUGAACGAUGGUACAGCACGCCGGAUUGCUAUAAUGACGCGUAAGAAGAUCAAGGCUGGAGAGGAGCUGACGUUCAAGUAUUCUGACAGCAAGGAGUACUUCGAAACCUAUUUCAGAUGUGUGUGCAACACUAAGAACUGCAUUAGUAACAAGAUGUAG